GUUGAAGUUCAAAGUUCAAACAUUACAGUAAAAAUAGGGUACUCGCUGGCUGGCUGCCUGUGUGUUCGCUGGGAAUAAUAAACACCUUGGUGGUCAUAGAACCAAUCGGUCGCCACAGCACCGAAUACCGGCGGAGGAAAUCGAAAAUGGCCCUCAGCUAAUCUUGCUCUGUUGUCGGCGGAUUUACAGGACGACGGCUAGCUGGGUUCUAACGUUAGCACGCUAGCUUGCCAGGAGCACAUAGCAACUGCUGCUAGCUAACGUCACUGAACUGGUACUCUUUACUCAAGGCUGCAGCUAUGUUCGUCCAGGAGGAGAAGAUAUUCGCCGGGAAAGUGUUGAAAAUACACAUCUGCACCAUGGACGGCACGGAGUGGUUGGAGGAGGUGACGGAAGACACCACUGUUGAGAAACUGAAGGAGAAGUGCUUGAAACAUUACGUGCAUGGAAGUCUAGAAGACCCCAAAACACUUACCCACCAUAAACUCAUACAUGCUGCUACAGAGAGAGUCCUCACUGACACUAAAACUGUCGCUGAUGAAAAUCUCAAAGAUAAAGAAGUGUUGCUGCUCAUAAAGAAAAGACCGCCACCGACCCCUCCAAAAAUGGCAGACGUUAGUUCAGAUGAAAAGAAGAAACAAGAUAACAAGGCUCCAGACAAAGAUGCAAUUCUAAAAGCCACCGGCAACCUGUCCACGCGCCACACUGACCGCACUGUGACCCAGCAUAACAUCAGAGAUUUUCAGACGGAGCUAAGAAAAAUCCUGGUUUCUCUCAUUGAAGUCGCCCAGAAGCUUCUUGCCUUGAACCCUGAUGCUGUUGAACUCUUUAAAAAGGCCAAUGCGAUGUUGGAUGAAGAUGAGGAGGAUCGGGUGGAUGAAACUGCCCUUCAGCAGCUCACUGAGAUGGGUUUCCCAGAGAGCAGAGCCAUCAAAGCUCUUAGACUGAACCACAUGUCAGUGACCCAGGCAAUGGAGUGGCUUAUCGAGCAUGUAGAUGACCCCUCUGUAGACGCACCAAUACCUGGCCUGGAGUCAUCUGGGGCAGCAGGAGCCACGGCUGCCGCCACACCAGGCCCCUCAACCUCAACCUCUGCCUCAACCUCUGCCUCUGCCUCUGCCUCUGCCUCUGCCUCUGCCUCUGCCUCUGCCUCAGCCUCUGCCUCCUCCGCCUCUGGUCCUAACCUUUUCCGCAGCCUCUCCAGCCAGUCGAGCACAGAGCACGACAUCAGCAGGCAGGACGAGCUCACAGAGAUCUUCAAGAGGAUCCGCAGGAAACGGGAGUUCAGACCGGACUCAAGAGCUGUCAUUGCAUUGAUGGAGAUGGGGUUUGAUGAAAAGGAGGUGGUUGAUGCUCUGAGGGUGAAUAACAACCAACAGGAUGCUGCAUGCGAGUGGCUGCUGGGAGACAGGAAACCUUCUCCAGAAGAUAUGGACAAAGGCAUCGACACCAACAGCCCGCUGUUCCAAGCCAUUCUGGAGAAUCCAGUGGUCCAAUUGGGUCUAACCAAUCCUAAGACUCUGCUAGCGUUUGAAGACAUGCUGGAGAAUCCUCUGAACAGCACCCAGUGGAUGAACGACCCUGAAACUGGCCCUGUCAUGCUCCAAAUAUCCAGAAUCUUCCAGACCCUCAACCGCACAUAGAGCCUCCUGGUGAACCCCUGUGUGACUGUGGCAGCUUGUGCGUGUGUUUGACCAUAUUGGGAUGUGUGUGCGUGUGUGUGUAUGGAUGUGUGUGUAUCUGAGUGUGGCAGAGACACAAGCAUUGUUUUUGCCUUGUAAAGACAAAGCUGGAGGAGUCAAAGUAUGAAUUAAGAUGUUCUACAUAUAACUAUUUAUAGCAGUGCAGUAAAAAAACACUUAUACAAAACAAACGUUAACAUAAAGAUUAUUAUUACAGUAAUAAUAAGAAAUGGAGAUUUAGUAUGUUGUUUUUACAUUUUAAUGAGAACAAUUUAUAGUUAUGACAGACAUGAUUUAUUUUAUAUAAUUUCUCCAUGUGCAAAAUGACAUCAGACAUCAAUUUAAUGUUUACACUUCAAAGAAAACUGUUUUUGUAUGUUUUGCAAUAUUUAAAUAUCAAUUACAGUUUUGUCUGUCUCUUUAAAUUGUUACAUUUCAUCAGUGGUGAAUGUGUGGAAGACUUCUGUCAUUAUCAUGUUUGGUUUUUCUUCCCCCUUUGUCUUGUUUUUUUAUCAAAAUAACUGCUUGCAAUUGAGAGGCUGGUGGUCAAAAUGGAGUGUUUGUUUAGCUAAUUGAAAAUGGGCUUUCAGACACAUUACCUCUCUCUCCAUUCAUGCCUGUGAGGUCACUGUAAGUCAACCGCCUCUCAGUUUAAAGAGGAGAGCAUUUGUCCUUGAGCGUCUUCAAGAAUAUUUAUUUGACUUUCUUGCCUUUUAGACGAAAGCUGUACACUAAACUUAGUCUUAGUCAUGUUUUUACAAGAAGAUUAUAUAUUAGGCCUGCGUGUUUAUUGUCAAUGUGCUCUUGAAUGUCAUAUUAUCAUGUUGCGCUCAUUUAGCACUUGUUCACCUCUAUGAAUAUUACUCACUGCAGCACUGAGGAAGGGUUCGUGUUUUGUCUCAAAAGCCUGUAAUGGGAUGUUAAAUGAAGCUGAGCCUAAUCAAAAGGAGUUUGCCUUUUUAACCUUUAAUUUGAAUGAUGAAGAUGCAUGCUCACUUCAUGCUGCGAAGGUGCAAGCAUCUUCAUACACACAAAGAAAUAAUAGAAGUUGAGACGCAACCAGUGUUGGUCUUUUGGUUUACUUUUGUUCUUCUGAGAGCAGUGAACAUUUAUGCUGUCAAACCAAACCAAAAUGUCACUAUAUAACCUGCCUUGUCAUUAGAUGUACCCAUUGAAAAAUACCCUGUAUUUCUGUGCAAUAGCAAGGACUUCUGUUGACCUGUAAAGAAAUAUAUUUGAUUUGAGUGUUAGAGAUGUGUGAACUGCAAUGGGUAGUGUGUUACACAAUAUUAGCCUUUGCAGAGUACUUAAAAUCUCCAGCUACAAGAAGGUGAGCUUAGCCUCACCUGGUUGUACCGAGAGUUAAAAACAGUAUGGAGGGUGGUGUGUUUUGCCAAGCUUUUGAGUGUUUUUAUUCAAUAUUUAAAAUGUGGUAUUGAUGUGACUUUCUGCUCAGGGAGGCUGAGAUUGUUUUUCUAAACCUGUCGUUAUGGCAAACCUCUGCUCACCCCCUUCUAGUUUGGCAUUUGAAAAUGGCUUUAACUAAUCUGUCUAGAACUUUGCUUAUGAAUAAGAGCACCACAAGACAUGGUUUUGUAAAUGCAAUAUUUGAAAAUAUUGAAAUGUUUUUAGAGAGAAGUGUCUGUUUGAACUAUGUAUUAUUACAUUAUUUAUAUCAAAGCCAAACUAGUAACUUGUUCUUAUUUAUAACAUUUUUAGCAAACCUCGAAGCUAAUCUACAAAUGUGAAAAAAUUAAAUGAUUCAAAUGUUGUUUUUACAAACCAUUAUAAUAUGUGCUUAUGGACUGGUAGGUCACAGUGUGAUUUAAAGUGGUGCAACAUGUUUGAAUGAAGGAGGAUUUCUACACUCGUCCGGAAGCCUCUGUACACCUUCUGCACUGCAGUGGACCUUCAUCAUGGCCACAGUGACCAGCUGUCUCACCACCUCCAUGCUUUGCAUCGGCAUGCAUACAAAACUGUCCUGUAAUAUCUUAAAGCAAGCAUUGGGAGAUUGUAUGUUUUAAAGAAAAAGGUCCACAGAAAAUGCAGACAUCUUUAAAAAAAACAAAAGGUCAACAGGAACAGAAAAGAACAAAAUGAACUUUAUUGCUUAGGGACACUGAAGAAUUGUUGGAGUCACAGGUUAUUGUUUUUCACUCAGCUUUCAUACAGGACUGUCCCAGAUUAACAACCUAUGCAAUAUACUCUCACAGUCUGUUCAUUCAAACAGCCUCAUGGUUACUGGCAUCUAAAUCACUAUUGCAUUAAAGUUAUUUUUUGUGGCUGUA
This is a messenger RNA of Siniperca chuatsi (mandarin fish), 3970 nucleotides long. It is a transcript of the gene ubac1, whose product is annotated as UBA domain containing 1. The transcript has 10 exons. The record is from RefSeq and is a predicted model, not a curated record. Bases 300 to 1643 code for a protein of 447 amino acids. Lineage: Eukaryota; Metazoa; Chordata; Actinopteri; Centrarchiformes; Sinipercidae. Gene Ontology annotation, molecular function: protein binding.